This is a messenger RNA of Rotaria sordida, 531 nucleotides long. Lineage: Eukaryota; Metazoa; Rotifera; Eurotatoria; Philodinida; Philodinidae. The record is from the annotation of a GenBank genome assembly.
AUGCUAGUUUUUGUUCAAACUGUAUAUGGUGCUACGGUAACGGCUACUCCUAAUAGUAUUGCGAAAGCUGAAAGUGAUCCAGUUUGUGAUCCUUAUACAAUGAAAUCAGAUUCGUAUCCAUCAAUUCUCAUAAAAUUAGAUGUCGUGCUGACAAACCCUCUCACUCUGCGUGCAACGACACGUCUCCUGAACAGCAGUCAAGUUAUAACAUUCGAAGGUGUCAUGUUUCCACCGGGCUUUAGCGAUGAUCAUGCUUUAGUUGCCUGUCGAUCAAUGGGUUGUAGUAAAGUGAGUGCAAAUGCUCAAGUAUCUUGGACUCAAACGCAGACGUGUCGAUUUACCUGUCCAAAUGGUACAAGUGGAUUGCAACUGUGUCGUUAUAUGCAAUCGUAUUUGACAUGUCCUUCGAAUCCAAAUAAUGCUAUGAGUUUGAAGGAAUGCGUUGCAAAGCCAUUUUGGGAUUAUUAUAGCAGCGAUCCUUCGAGUUGGGGUGCUGUUGGUCUUGUCUGUACCGAAUGUGGUGACUUGUGA